AUGCGUCCACCCUCGCGUCGUCCAUCUGAGGUUUACGUCGACGUCCCCUCCUCCUCGUUCCACAAGCCCUUCCCGCUGCACGCCACCACCGCAAGCAAGGAGAACGCUGUCCCAGGCAUGGCGCGCAGCCCCAGCCUCCUCGCGCAAACCGAGCCUAACACUCCUGCGGUCUCAUCUACUACCAAGCGCAAGCGCACCCUUUCCGAGACACAACCAGCUCGGGACUCUGGCGACGCGACCACUAGCUCGCGCACAUCCAAGAAGACGAAAGCGAGGGAUGCUGAACAAGAUAAAGAGGUGAACCGAGAUUCCACCGCCCCUAAGAGGCGCAAGACACACGAGGGGACCCUCGGCACAGCUCAGCCCUCUACCGGGGCUCGCAAAUCAAAGCCCAAGGAUGCUCGCUCUGUGAGCACUGUUGCCAAAGGAAAAGACCUCGAUGCCAGUAACGCGAACGAGGAAUUCCCUAAUGGUUUCUUCUACUGCCAUCAAUGUGCCAAGAAACGUGACGCCACAGCUGAGUCGACCAAAGAGGAACGAUGCAAAGCCAAAUAUUGCAAGGCAUGUCUUAAGAAUCGCUAUGGCAAGGAUGUGGAUGCUAUCCAUGAGGAAGGCGAGCCGGAAGCCACUCGAAAGAAGAACAAAAGCGAGCAUGUAAGCGGUUGUGGUUAUGUAUUCAGGUGUCCGAAGUGCGAAGAUAUCUGCAAUUGCUGUCGGUGUCGCAAGGCUAAGGGUCUGGACCCUGUUGGUAAUUUGACCCUUGCAGCUCGUAAAGCAGGAGCAGGCUCUGUGGCUGCCAUGCUUUCCGACGACCCCACUGCAUCAGGCAUACUUCCUGGAAAGGGAGCGCAGGUUGCUCGUGGGGAAAAGUUACAGAAAGCGCAGAAAGCGAAGGAUAAGGAUGCGAAACCGAAAGGAGACACCGCCGAAGCGGCCUCGAAGAAACGAGGACGUCCUCGGAAAGACGUGGAAGCCGUGCCCUCUUCCAAUCGCCCCACGGGAGGUGACAAGAAGAGGCAGCGAGCCAAGCCCAAGAAGACCGCGCCUAUCCCCAAUCCGACGUGGACGAGGAUCCCUACACCGCUGAACCUUGAUGAGGCUGAGGCGCGGAUGCACAUCCGUGAGUUCAUGCUGAGGUUCGCCGAGGUCAUGGGGAGCGGCAAGCGCGACACAAUCUCGAAGGCGUUGCUCGAGGAGCUCGAGGUGAUUGAUACCGACGGUCAUAUUCGGGAAGACGACGACAAUCCGCAGCUUCCUGAAUCUGUAGGAUGGGUCAGCGAGGCUUGCAUCAAAGCCAUGUUGAUAGGCUUACUCAGCCUUAUCGCCGAAGACCAUAAUAUCAAGGACAAGGCUGCGGAAGCCAUCAAGGAGAUUAGGGCAUCCAGUGCGAACCUCAACAAGAUGUGGGUAGCGGUCUCCGGUCUGCGAUCGUCGACCUUCGUGCUGCCGGAUCCGCUGCCUCCUCCGGCUUACGCGGCAGUUCGCACUACCCGUUCCGUGAAUGUAAAUGAGGGGGUGCUGGUCGCGAACACGGCCCAGUUCGUCCCUGUGAUCGCCGCGCUGAUAGAUCGUGCUAUGGGUACAGAGGCCGUGCGCGAAGAGAUUAACGAGGGCAUUAAGGAGCUGGUGGAGAAGGCCAGGGAAGCGAGGGAGACGCGGAAGAAAGAAGAAACGAGAUGGGAGGUCGUGCCGAAAGGCAACGGGCAAGGCAACCAUAUCAGAAAUUUGAAGGCUCAGCAUCUGCACAUGCUCGAGGAUAUCGAGCAGAGCCUGAAUGUGGUGACGAACAGCGUUUCUAUGAUUCGAUUUGCGCCUUUGGGUCGAGAUAUCGAUGGGCGUAUCUACUACGCCCUGCACCCAGGCGUUGUCGAGCGCGACGCGGCUCUCGAGACCAUCAAAAGCGACACAUCGUCCGAUCGUGGCCGAGCUGGCAAAGGUGGCGGCAGACGCACGGCGCACAAGAAGAUCACCGCAGAGGAACGGGAGGAAACGUCGCUUUGGAGUUGGCAGGUAGCUGUCUGGGGCCCCUUGCCGGAGGGCGCUCUGAAGCAGGACGGCUCCACCACUGUGACCUCCGUGAACCUGGAUGACGGCAAGACCCGAUGGUGGGCGUUCUGCCACCCGGACGAGAUCAGGAAGCUCGCGCAAUGGGUCGCGGCGCAGGGCGGGGUGGCGACGGACGGCCUUGACGCUGACGCCGAGGAAGGCUCCGGGGCGAAUGGCCACGCUCGCAACGGGGUCGCAAGCUCGAGCGCUACGGGUAAAUCCUCGAGCCUUUCUUCCUCGCUUUCCUCUUCGCCCGACUCCGAGGACGACGACAUGAUGAGCGAGUUAUCCGAUUUAUCAGCGCCGGCUGAUAUCAAGAUGGACAUAGAGUCGUCCCGGCCCAGCAAGGGUGAAGUGCAGGGCCUCGUGCAAGGCUUGCAGGAAUAUGCAGAUGCCUUGCAAUGGAGGAUUAGGAGGUGGGGCGAGGAGGUUGAGCCUGAGCCAUCGAAAGGCGUGACCAAGAAGAAAGCUACGGAGGGGCCAAUCGAACCAUCCAAGUUCUAUUCUUAG
This is a messenger RNA of Punctularia strigosozonata HHB-11173 SS5, 2556 nucleotides long. RefSeq lists its product as uncharacterized. Bases 1 to 2556 code for a protein of 851 amino acids. The record is from RefSeq and is a predicted model, not a curated record. NCBI's taxonomy places the organism in Eukaryota, Fungi, Basidiomycota, Agaricomycetes, Corticiales, Punctulariaceae. Gene Ontology annotation, cellular component: nucleus. Gene Ontology annotation, biological process: regulation of DNA-templated transcription. The transcript has 8 exons.